Messenger RNA from Silurus meridionalis, 4956 nucleotides. RefSeq names its product RAB11 family interacting protein 1 (class I) a (gene rab11fip1a). Bases 188 to 3787 code for a protein of 1199 amino acids. The record is from RefSeq and is a predicted model, not a curated record. Gene Ontology annotation, cellular component: intracellular membrane-bounded organelle. Gene Ontology annotation, biological process: regulated exocytosis. Lineage: Eukaryota; Metazoa; Chordata; Actinopteri; Siluriformes; Siluridae. The transcript is spliced from 6 exons. Gene Ontology annotation, molecular function: small GTPase binding.
GCGUGGUGUGGGCGUGGCUUCUCUGUGUGUUGAUAAUAGCAACCGCGCGGAGUCUAGUAACAAGUUUAUGAGGAAGAUCACCGUGACUCGAGCUUCUGUUUGGAGUAGGAGGGAAAAUCCUAAAAAAAGUUAGCUCGGUAAAAAUAUGCAUUUUAGUGUUUAGAAAAAGAAUUCCGUGUUGUGGAGGAUGUCUUUAGCCGAGCAGAGCCAGCAGUGGUACCCCACCAGCGUCCAGGUGACGGUGCUUCAGGCGCGUAACUUGCGGGUCAAAGGCAAGAACGGGACGAAUGACGCGUACGCCAUCAUCCAGGUGGCUAAGGACAAGUUUUCCACCGCGGUCGCGGAGAAGUGCGUGGAGCCCGUAUGGAAGGAAGAAGCCACCUUCGACCUGCCGCUCUUCCACCGAGGCAACGCCGACCGCUGCACCCUGUACAUCAUAGUGAUGCACCGCGCCCUGGUGGGCAUGGACAAGCUGCUAGGCCAGGCCGUCAUCAACCUGCUGGACGCGCACGAGGACAAGGCCUGGAAAAAGACCAAUUGGUACAAGCUGUUCGAUAAGAACGGUAAGGCAGACAAGGAGAGAGGCGAGGUUCUACUGGACAUCCAGUUCAUGAGGAACAACAUGACAGCCAGCAUGUUCGAUCUGUCCAUGACCGACAAGCCCAGGUCCCGUUUUUCCAAGCUCAAAGACAAGGUCCGGGGCAAGAAGAAGGACGGGCUCUCUGACUCCGCUUCCGCCAUUGUUCCUGCCUCUGUUAAUCAGGUCCUCACAGACAGCGAGGGGGAAGGAGAGGAAAGAACAGACUCUCCAAAAUUGAAGAAGUCUUCUAAAUUUAAGUCUCUUUUUGGAUCAAAGACAAAUCUCCACAGAGGCGUGUCCCAAUCCAUGUCUACCCUUGGCACGCUGCCUGAGAAGAACAGCUCGCUGAGCAGCAGCCGAUCCUCGGGCCUCAAUGAAGAAUCUGGUGAAGGCAAAACCAAGUUUAAAUUACUGGGCCACAAAAGAAACAGUAGCACUGACAGCAAAAUAUCUUUAGGCCCCUUCUCCCUGCUGAAUCGCUCCAAACAGAGCACUCCUGACCAAAGCAACCUGUGUAUCAACGGCACUCAUGUGUACGCUGAGGAUCAAGAGAACAAGGCAAUUUCCGGUUCCUCCCUCAGCCUGAGUGGCUCUGGCAAGGGUUCCAUAGAAGACCUCCGGAAAUACCACGAGCGAAAUGCAUCUGCGGGCUCCACUGACUCGUUUAAGGGCCUCAGUAUUCCUACCUACAAACCUGACUCGGAGAGGGAAUUCCAAGUCCAACAACGCCCUCAAGAGGACGAAGAUAAGAAGCACAAGAAAACAGAAGGACGCCUGCAGGAGCUUUUGGAUGAGCAGGAGAGAAGGAAGCAGCAAGAGCAAGACGAAAGGCGGCGGAAACUGGAGGAAGACGAAGGGAAGAUGCAAAAGGAACGAGAGCGGAAGCGGCAGGAGGAGGAGGAGCAGCAAAGGAAGAGGCGUGAAGAAGAGGCGAGGAAAGCAGAGGAGCAGAAACGCCAAGAGGAGUCCAGAGUCACCGAGAGACUCAGUUCUCUUUUCGGCCUAGGGCGGAAGAAAGAGGAGCCAAUUUCUCCAGCUGCAGAGAGUCCCAAACAAACGGAAGUAUUAGCCUCCUUAAACCCGUUUGAAGAAAUUCCACUUGGCUCAGACAACCUAAAUCCUUCUAUAGAGGAGAAACCAGCAGACCCACAGGGGGGAACUGCCUUCACUCCGAUGCCACCCUCCAGCGGCUUUCCAGCUCGUACAGCCAAGGUUUCUGCGGUCAAGCCGAGAUUGACCCUCAGUCAGAAGACUGAAACCGAUAAUACUGACUCCCCUGCCCCCCCUGUUCCCUCAGACACCCAGAACUCUGUUCCUGCUUCAAAUUUUUCCCCUGAAGAGUCACCUAGUGAUCCUUUCGAAUCUUUCGAUAUGUUUUCUAACCUCCACUCUUCUAUGGCACCUCCGAAACCCCAAAGAACCUUUUCAGAUUCGCCUAGAGGCAGCAUGGAGAACCUUUCAGGAGUUAAUAGCAGCACUAGCUUGUCUGAGGAAAAGAGCAGAGCCCUGCAGCCACCCAGCUAUAAUUGGGAUUCAUCCAGAAAUGUAAAACACCAGUCACCAGACUCCGAGAAAAGUCAAAGGCCUUCUAUUCCUCUUCCUGACUAUGAAGCACUUUUUCCCAAGAAGAGACAUGGUGUAAUGACCGACACCCGUUGGGAACACAUCAUUGCUGAAGUGAAUCAGAGAAAGAUGACUCUUCAGGAUGAAAAGGAAAUGUCUGUAGAUGGUCCUGAUGAGCCUGUUUCCAAUAAAGCUUCGAUUUUAAAGGAAAGGAAUACAUCAAGCUCUGACCCGCAUCACAGCGAUCGUCAGCUCGUGUCCUCUGCCUCCAAGAAGGGGCAGGCACCUAAACAGCCUCUUGUUCCUCCCAAGCCAGCUAAUUUGACCGCAUCAAAACGGCAGCUUGAGCCUUUUUCCGAACAAAACCGUUCCCAUGAAAGAUUAGAUUCUCUGCAUGGUGGAAAGACCCCAAAUUUAAUGUCCAUUCCUGACCCUGUUCUUAGUCAAAUUCCAGAGCCAAAAAAAGAAAAACCAGCCCCCAUAGCCAGGAGUAUAAAAAAGCCAUCCGAUCAAAGCAGUGAUGAUACUACAGUAUUGCCUUUAGCCAAGCCUAGGCAAGGAGCUCUAAAUAAAGAACCUGCCAGGCAAGUUCAACCAGAGCAAACUGUGCUUGCUUUUGCAUCUCCAGCAGGUUCUCAAGAAGAAAGAAAAAGUGGUUCAAUGAUUCCUAAGAAUUCCUGUGAGAAUGUGAGCUUUGAGGAAAGAAAGUCUAUACCUGUAAAUAAAUCUGGUAACAUACCAAAUGAACAAGCAUUGGCAAAAAGUGCUUCUCAGAAAAGAGAGACUGAAUUCAACCCUUUCCCAAGUGAUGAACUAAUCCCUAAAGAUCCCUGGGCUUUACCACAACAGACCAUGGAUCAAGAUGACCUUUUCACUGGUGGACUGAAAAAUCCACAAAAGCCUGAAGAGGAGCGCUUUUCAGAUGACUUUGAUAACAUAUUUGGAUCUGCUCCAUUGAAAAAUGAUCCAUUCUUCGUACCCAAAAAUUUCCACGAAUCCGUGUCCUCUAAAAAUGACACGGAUUUGAAAAAAUCGCAUAACUCUAGGCCUUCAUCCGAGAAGGUGUAUUCACAGAAGAAAAAACUAGCACCUCCGCCUCCUGGGAAGCCUGUAAUAGGACAAGAUAUUAUUGAUGGACCAGUCCUUCAAGAGGCUAAUGAUCAUUAUGCUGCAUCAAAAGCACAUUUGGACCCAUUUGCAUCCCUGUCUUCAGCUAGUCCCGAACUCCAGUCUGGAAGUGUGUCUGGGGGCAAAAGCACACUCUUUGCCAGGGUAUUUCCCUCUGAGGUUCAGUCAGGCACUUCACAAAGCAGUGGAGGUGGUGGGGUAUUGACCUCUCGCAGACCACAUCCAGUGAAACCUAUGAGUCCUUAUGAAAUCCAGUCUCCUGGUACGAUUUCCACCGGAAAAGAUUUCAAAAUUCAAACCAUUCGGGAAGUGGCUGAAAAAUCAAAGCCUGUAGAGUGUGGCGCCUACACCCAGCUCACUCAGGAAGAGCUGAUCACCCUGGUGGUGAAGCAGCAAACCGAGCUAUCCAAAAAGGACGAGAAGAUCCUUGAGCUGGAAGACUACAUUGAUAAUCUGCUGGUGCGUGUCAUCGAUGAGAAACCCAGCAUCCUUUCGGCCUUGAACUCCAAGGCUUAGGGGAAGAAGUAAUUCACCAUGACACUACGAAGUGGAAUAGAACUGAACGUUGUCUAUAACGUAGUUUAAAGAAAAUGUGACAUGAGCUUCCGAGGAACCAAACCUUCCAAGAUGGGGCUUUUGUUCUAGACUUUUUAGCUUGGUUGCACUUCUUCUGACAGAUGAAAGAAGAUUGGACGACUGUUCCUCUGGACUAAUAUGUGUUGAUCUGUUAAUAUUAGUCUCAAGUUGAGACCAAAAAGAAGGGGCUAUUCAUAAAACGGUGACAUGAAGGAUGAGCAAUUUUAUGCUGGAAUUAUUUCUUAAUGUGUUUUAAUGCUCUACGAGUGAAUCUUUAAUAAUGGACAGAGGAGAAAUGUGAUUGGAUGCUUCAUAACAUUGCAUUCAACUAUGGAAUCAUUCAUAUUUUAUCACUGGUUCGGUGUCUGGAACCAACCCAGUCCAAUAUCCAUGUGAUGAAAUAUGUCUAUUAUUUGCAUUUUCUCGCCCCUCACAUCACAUGACUAACACUGGAAUUUCCCCAGAUUAUCGUACCUUCACCCCCGACCAAGCUAUAGGUUGUACUCGUUCUUGUCAGCUGAAGAUUCGUGAAGAUUCAGCUGAAGAACGUACACGGAGGAAUUUUCCAAUUACCGUUGCGUCUUCAUUCGUUCUUUAAGAUAAUAUCAUUAAUCGUUAUUUAUUGUCUUUGCUGCUGUCUUCAGUCUUAAUGCUCAUAUAAGGAAAGAGAAUUUUCCACUAUCUACAUCUCUAGUGUUAAGAUAUUUAUUUUUCUAACUAUAUAGUGAAGAAAAUUGACUUCAUCCUGUACGAAUACUCAAAUCCUCAGGCCACCGUCUGGUACCAUGACCUCAUUGCUAUAUAACACUCAAGUCUAUGAUUCAGUGUGACCUAAUCAGGAGUUGGUUAUAGUGGUGUUUCAGCAAUUCUUUGAUUCUUUCGAGCUCAACCGCAAUAAGACGAUCAUUUAUUUUGUAUACCUGUGCCUUCUUGUGUCCUUUAUGUGUAACAGAUUUCUUUCUACACUACAUUCCUAUGAUCAAAUAUAUUUUGGAUAAAGUAUGUAUGAUGUUUAAUAGAUCCUUUUUUAUGUUUAUUGCAUCAACAGUUGAUAAAUGUACAUUUUAUUCUGCUCUAUAAAAGUGAUUAAAAUUAUUUAUACCACAUGA